AUGGUAUCCACGGCAGGCGCAAUCGUCAUCGCCAUCGUUGUGCUGCUCGUCAUAGCGGCCGCCGCCUGGCUCGUCUUUGCCCACCUGCGCGCACGCAAGCUCGGCCUGCCGCCCCCCAGCCUAUCGUCGUAUCUUCCCUGGCGCCAACGAGACAACCCAUUUGGCCCGCCGCGACCUGCCCCCGGCGGCGUCGUCGGCUGGCUCAACGACCAGAUGCGCAAGUUCAAGGACCGCAACAACCGCUCCGCCGGCGGCGCCUACGAGCAGCCCCUUCAAGGCGGCGCAGGCCGCGGGCGCCACGGCUUCGGGGCCCUUGACCCGGACGAAGCAUGGGAUGCGCGCGUGGGCCACGAGGCCGACGGCUACGGCUACUACGAGGAGCAGGAGCUCAGCGGCACUGGUCGUGGCCGUAGCACAGAGUACGCCGGCGGCGGGGGCUACAACUCAAACCUCGCCGCGACGCCAGCUGCCGGCUACGACGUCGAGGCCAGCAGGGGCCGCCCGCCAACGCGCAGUCCCGGCGGGCAACGGAAUCCGUUUGACGACGACGCUGAGAUAGGUCUCCGAGGAAUGAGCCCCCGACCCAUCGACACGACUACGGCACAGAAGCACAAGUCCAAGAAAGACCCCGAUAGUGGCGGGAGCAGCCCGGCGGAGAGGAGAUCGGUCUUUCGAGAAAACGUAUGA
Messenger RNA from Hirsutella rhossiliensis, 687 nucleotides. Its product is annotated as acid phosphatase-like protein. The record is from RefSeq and is a predicted model, not a curated record. Bases 1 to 687 code for a protein of 228 amino acids. The transcript has 2 exons. NCBI's taxonomy places the organism in Eukaryota, Fungi, Ascomycota, Sordariomycetes, Hypocreales, Ophiocordycipitaceae.